This is a messenger RNA of Labrus mixtus (cuckoo wrasse), 1603 nucleotides long. RefSeq names its product general transcription factor IIH, polypeptide 2 (gene gtf2h2). Bases 103 to 1281 code for a protein of 392 amino acids. Gene Ontology annotation, molecular function: zinc ion binding. The transcript has 15 exons. NCBI's taxonomy places the organism in Eukaryota, Metazoa, Chordata, Actinopteri, Labriformes, Labridae. The record is from RefSeq and is a predicted model, not a curated record. Gene Ontology annotation, biological process: nucleotide-excision repair; regulation of transcription by RNA polymerase II; DNA-templated transcription. Gene Ontology annotation, cellular component: transcription factor TFIIH holo complex; transcription factor TFIIH core complex.
CAAAAUCCGUGGCACCAGCCGGCGUUUCAGUAACCAAUCACAGCACAGAAGCGCUGCACCGCAUCAGUUCGUUGGCUCUGAGUUGUUUGGUCGGCAGACAGAAUGGAUGAAGAACCGGAGAGAGCCAAGCGCUGGGAGGGAGGCUACGAGAGGACAUGGGAGGUCCUGAAGGAGGACGAGUCCGGCUCACUCAAAGCCACGGUGGAAGAGAUCCUGUUCCAGUCCAAAAGGAAAAGGGUGGCCGAGAGCCAUGGACAGGUGCGGCUGGGGAUGAUGCGUCAUCUCUACGUGGUGAUCGACUGCUCGAGGAGUAUGGAGGACCAGGACCUGAAACCAAACCGCCUCACCUCCACAUUGAAGCUGAUGGAAGCUUUCGUCGACGAAUACUUUGACCAGAACCCCAUCAGUCAGGUCGGCAUCAUCACCACAAAGAAUAAACGAGCCGACAAGCUGACUGAGCUGGCAGGGAAUCCAAAGAAGCACACCGCUGCCCUGAAGAAGGCCGUGGACACCGUGUGUGGAGGAGAGCCGUCACUUUAUAACUCUCUGAACCUGGCCGCACAGUCACUAAAGCACAUGCCCGGACACACGAGCAGAGAGAUCCUGAUCGUCCUCAGCAGCCUCACAACGUGUGACCCAGCAAACAUCUACGAGCUCAUCAAGACUCUGAAGUCUCUGAAGGUUCGUGUGUCGGUGAUCGGCCUGUCAGCGGAGGUGCGGGUUUGCACGGUGCUGACCAGAGAGACGGGCGGAUCGUAUCACGUCAUCCUGGACGAGAGUCACUUCAAAGAGCUGCUCAUGCUGCACGUCAAACCUCCUCCUGCCAGCUCCUCGUCUGAGUGCUCUUUGAUACGAAUGGGUUUUCCUCAGCACACCAUCGCCUCUCUAUCUGACCAGGAUGCCAAGCCUUCCUUCAGCAUGUCUCAUCUGGACAGUAGCAGCGGUCCUGGUCUGUCUUUGGCAGGGUACUUCUGUCCGCAGUGUCACGCCAAGUACACAGAGCUCCCUGUGGAGUGUAAAGUCUGCGGUUUGACUCUGGUGUCGGCCCCACAUCUCGCCAGAUCCUUCCACCACCUGUUCCCCCUCCAAGCCUUCACAGAGACUCCUGUGGAGGAGCUUCGAGGAGACAGGUUCUGUCAGGCUUGUCAAGGAGGGCUGAAAGAUAAAAGUGUUUUUACCUGUCCGGCAUGUCACAGUGUGUUCUGUAUGGAGUGUGAUCUCUUCAUCCAUGACUCCCUGCACUGCUGCCCCUGCUGUAUCCACAGUCAGAGCGCCCCCUGAGGCUGGGAGGAGAACUGUCAGACAGAGACUGAAACAAACUCAGUGGACAUAUAUUGGUGUUAAGCCCAAACAUCAAGAUGACGCACACAGGGACAUCCCAGUGCUCACGUUAAUAAUCAGUUCCAGAAAUACGGGAAAUAUUGGAGAACUCUGUGAGAAACACUUCUGAUCCACUGCACUGUUUAUCUGCUGGUAAAAAGCACACUUUUUUUUACUUAUGUGAGGAGCAGCCUGUGUGCAUUGUUUAUACAUAAUUUGUACUACAGCUCUGUUUUUGUCAAAAUUGCAGUUUAGUUGCAAUAAAAAAGAUGUUUUUUACUUA